Molecule: messenger RNA, 4020 nt
Organism: Liolophura sinensis
Lineage: Eukaryota; Metazoa; Mollusca; Polyplacophora; Chitonida; Chitonidae
Product: protein polybromo-1-like
Exons: 33
Coding region: 115-4005 (1296 amino acids)
Biological process (GO): chromatin remodeling; transcription elongation by RNA polymerase II
Cellular component (GO): RSC-type complex; SWI/SNF complex
Molecular function (GO): chromatin binding; protein binding
Source: RefSeq, a predicted model, not a curated record
UCACGUAGAAAGUCGCGUGAUCUCGAAUGGAGAGCAGACAUAAAUUUGUUUUCAAACUCGGCGUGCUUUUUGUUUAUCCACUGCAAAUUCCAUGGUGAAAAAAAUUGCUGUUUGAUGUCUGAUAAAGGGGUGGAGGAAAUCAUGCCUUCCAAACGUAAACGUAAUUCUUUGCCUGAUGGUCGUCUGGAAGACUCGGAUACAUCAAACAGUGUUCCCAUGGUCAAGAAAAGGAAGAAAUCAGCACAGUAUGAUCCGAUUGAAAUAAUUCAGGAACUGUAUGAUACUAUAAGAAAUCACAAAACAGAAGAUGGUAGACUACUAUGUGAGACGUUCAUAAGGGUACCCAAAAGAAGGUCUGCAGCAGAUUAUUAUGAUGUUGUUACAACACCUAUUGACCUUCUGAGAAUACAGCAGAAGUUAAAGACAGAUGAAUAUGAGGAAAUUGAUCAACUGACAGGAGACAUAGAGCUCAUGAUCACUAAUGCCAAGGCAUACUAUAAAAAAAACAGCCAUGAGUACAAGGAUGCAGUAGAAUUGGCUGAGCUCUACUACAGCACAAAAAAUAGUUUGCUUGCUGAAGCAUUUGGUGAUGGUGCUCCUGUGGAGUCAGGGGCUUCACGCUCGAUGCGAACCCGGUCAGAAGAGAUGGAGGCCGAAUCAGCUGAUGAAGCUCAGGAUGAUGCAUCUGCUUCUGGUGUGUCCCAGCCACUUACUGAAGAUGAUGAGUGUGAUUUGGAAGAGCUGUUUUCGGCAGUCAUGACAGCAAAAGAAGGUGGUAGAGAACUCAGCCCAAUGUUUCAACUCUUACCAGGCCGAACUAACUACCCAGAGUAUUACAAAGUUAUUAAGGAUCCAAUAGAUCUCAAAAUGAUUGCUGAAAAGAUCCAAGGAAGUCAGUAUGGUAGUUUGGAUGAACUUGAGAGAGAUCUUCUGCUGAUGGUGAAAAAUGCCAAGUCUUUCAAUGAGCCCGGGUCACAGAUAUAUAAGGAUGCUGUUUCACUGAAGAAAGUGAUUAGUACAAAGAAGAUUGAACUGGACCACAAACGAUCUGGAGCAAUGAAAACUAGUGAAAGGAUUAGGACGAGGGAAAGGAAUAGUGGUCAGCGUUUGUCUGCUGUGGUGGCAGCACUGAAGUAUGCAUCUGAAGAAGAGCCUGACUUACCUCCAGUUGCAGAAACCAGUGACAGUUUAGUGGAAUAUGAAGAGGAUUCUGGUGGAGAGACAACUGUGUCUGAGGAAGAAAACCUAAACUGGGCCCUGUUCACUUUUGUGAAAAACCACAAAACUAACCUAGGAACAGUUCUGUCUGAACCAUUUCUGAAGCUGCCCAGCCGAAGAUUUUAUUCAGAUUACUAUGAAGAAAUUAAAAAUCCAAUGUCCAUUUUCAAUGUCAGGAAAAAGCUAAAGCAUAACCAGUAUGCCAAUUUGGAUGAAUUAGCAGCUGACUUUGAUUUGGUAUUUGAAAAUGCUAAGCAGUACAACCAAGAUGGCUCCAGGUUGUAUAAGGAUGCACAUAUCCUCCAGAAGGCCAUGCGUGAAAAGAAGAAGGAAUUAGAAAAGUUUGAUGUCAAGGACUUCCCUUUGGAGGAAUUACCUCCCAUCUAUGACUGUCCCUUGGUGCAUAAGCUAGAGCGUGAUUCCUGGGAUGAAGAUGAAUCUACAAGUAGUAGCUUUAAGCUCAAAUCCAACAAAAACCGAAAAUCUGUUGUUGAGGAGAAGAAGAAAACACCGGUGAAAAAGGGCUUUGAGGAUUCCAUGAAGAAGAGAAUGAUAAUGCUGUACAAAGCUGUUUUUGACUACACAGACAGUAAUGGGCGCCCUCUACGUGACAUCUUUAUGAUGUUACCUCUGAAGAAAGACUACCCAGACUAUUACCAAGUCAUUUCCCAGCCCAUCGACAUGAACAUGAUUGAUCAGAGGAUAAAAAAUGACAAGUACACCACAGAGCAACAAGUGCUUUCUGACUUUGAACUGUUGUUUAACAAUGCCCGGCAUUACAAUGAAGAAGACUCACUGGUCUAUCAGGAUGCGGAGACACUGGAGAAAGUCAUCAAAAACAAGUGGAAGGCCAUGAAUCCAGCAUUUGAUUCCCCAAAGAGGUCUGCCUCCAAGAGCAAACCAAAAGUGAAACCAGUCUCCCCUCUGUGUCAGAAACUGACAGAACUCUACAACACAAUAAAGGAUUACACUGACUCAAGAGGAAGACUUUUGUCCACACCAUUCAUCAAACUGCCACUUAAGAGUGAUUAUCCAGAUUAUUAUGAAGUGAUUAAGAAGCCUGUUGAUAUGCAGCGUGUGCAGCAGCGCAUGUCUGGUAACCAGUAUGAAACAGUAGAGGACAUGGUGGCAGAUUUUGUCCAGAUGUUUGACAAUGCCUGCAAAUACAAUGAACCAGACUCGCUUAUCUACAAGGAUGCUCUGACGUUACAACGGAUCUGCUUGGAGAAAAAGGCAGAGCUGACGUCAGAUGGAAAUGGCAAUGAAGUUCCUGAUGUGCGGGCCAUAGUACAAGAGCUGAUGACAAACCUCUUCAUUGCCACCUAUAAUCUUCAGGAUGAGGAAGGUCGUUGCUAUAGCGACUCAUUUGCAGAAAUCCCUGAGAAAGAUCCAGAAGAGGAGGAAGAAGAAUUGAAAUCAGGGAAACCAUUGACAUUUGAUCAGAUAAAGAGGAACUUAGACAAGGGUCGGUAUCGCAGAGUGGAUCGAUUCCAAGAAGAUAUGUUUAAGGUGUUUGAGAGGGCACGUAGGCUCAGUCGGACAGAUUCGCAGGUGUAUGAGGAUGCACUGGAGAUGCAGAUGUUCUUCAUCAAGCAGCGUGACGAGAUGUGCAAGAAUGGUGAGAUUCUGCUAACACCUGCCCUCAGCUACACAGAGAAGCACCUGCAGACGGCCCUGGAUGUAGAAAAGAGGGACAAGUUGCCAAAGGAACAGCGGGAAGAUGAGGAAAAGAAAAAACAAGCUGAGGAAAUGGAUGAAAAGCAAGGGGUGCAAAAUGCGCAACCUCAGGAAGAUGGGGAAGACUAUGUUAGCUUCAAAGAACAGACAUUCCAUGUUGGGGACUUUGUUUAUGUGGAACCAAGGGAGAAAAGUUUGGAGCCACACAUACUGUGUAUAGAGAGACUGUACAAGGAUGCGAACGACGACCAGAUGCUCUAUGGAAACUGGUUUUACAGACCCAAUGAAACCUAUCACUUAGCUACGAGGAAGUUUCUGGAAAAGGAAGUGUUCAAGAGUGACUUCUUUACUCAAGUUCCCUUAAGCCAUGUUCUUGGCAAGUGCUAUGUUAUGUUUGUGAAGGAUUACUUCAAGCAGAAACCAGAGGGAUUUGAAGACAAAGAUGUGUAUGUGAGUGAAUUCCGUUACAAUGCCAGGCACAAGGCAUUCAAGAAAAUAAAGAUUUGGCAAGUGCCUCGUAAUGAUAAUGUGAAGAUCUUGCCCCGUGAUUUGCCCCUUGUCCCGGUGCGAGUAGCAUCUGUGUUUGCUGAGAAGGGCAAGUUGGAAGAAAAAGAUGAACUGGAUGAUGGGGAAACACACAUCCUGGAUAAAGUCAGAAUUAAUGUGCUCUCUGAGACUGCAAACACAACUGAGGAUGGGCUUACAUAUUACGAACAGUAUAACAUUCCUGCAGGAGCGUUCAAAAUAGGUGACAGUGUGUAUGUCAGAUCUAGUGAAGACAGGCCUUUGAUAGCCAGAAUUGACAAGAUAUGGACUGACCAAAGUGGUAAUCCCUACUUUUGUGGCCCUUGGUUUGUUCGUCCUGUGGAGGUAGAACAUGCUCCCACACGACUCUUCUUUAAACGUGAGGUGUUCCUCAGCUCAAUAGAAGACACCAAUCCCAUGCACAGCAUUAUGGGAAAAUGUUCCGUGCAGCACAUUAAGGAGUAUCUCAGCUGUCGUAUUAUUGAAAUCCCUGAACAUGAUGUUUAUAUUUGUGAAUCCAAAUAUCUGGAAGCAGAAAAGAGCAUACGCAAGCUUGCCAAGGUUUUAAGGUUUGUUGAUUCUUGAGCUCGUGAAGUGUAG